This is a messenger RNA of Alexandromys fortis (reed vole), 9795 nucleotides long. RefSeq names its product fibronectin type III domain containing 10 (gene Fndc10). The record is from RefSeq and is a predicted model, not a curated record. The transcript has 2 exons. The coding region runs from base 1660 to 2331 and encodes 223 amino acids. NCBI's taxonomy places the organism in Eukaryota, Metazoa, Chordata, Mammalia, Rodentia, Cricetidae.
UCAUAUCUAAGAGCCUCUGGGGGAGGAGAGGGAGCAUCCAGCUUUCUGCCAUCCAAAGAUUCCACAUUGUGUUGCUGUGCCCAUUUUAUAUACCCUGCACCUAGGUGCCCAGAUUUCCAGCUGAUACCUCCAUGUCAACUGGAUGAAGGGUCUGGGUAGUUCUAGACCUGACAUACAGGCCCCUGAGGUAAUCAUUACUUUCUACUUUGAUGAGAAAUUCCUGGGCACUCUUACAAGGAUGAGGCAAGAGUCAGGGGUUUGCCCAGCCUAAGGGGAAGGUAGAAAUGGGUAGUAGGGGGGAUAUAUCUCUCAAAACCUCUGACCUCCAAUGGGAGCAGUGAUCUCAGUAGACCCUAUCCAAGUUUUCUACAAAUGGGAGCAACUUGGUGCUGGGAUUGGGUCCCUCCAAGUUAGUGAUGAGGCACACUGUGGCUGGGUGGGAGACUUCUGAUUCUGACCUGAGUCUUACUGCCCAUGAGACUGGUCCCCCUCAGGUUUUUUCAGGAAGACUAGGACAUAGUCUAGGAAAGAGCUCUGUGGGUGUGUGGGAUCGUAUGAUCAUCUAUAACGCAAGACGUAGGACCCAGUGAAUAUUUUCCUUUUCCUUUCCCAGGUAAGGUUACCUCGAAGGUGUCAUGAGAGGGUCGGAAUCCAUAGGACGGUUGGCUGAGACCCCCCUCACCUCCCUGUUCAGUACACAGUCCUCAACAGCAGAACUUUCAGCACCAGGGGGGUCCGGCUUCACCCCUCGUUAGGCAGACAGACCUAGCCAGGUGACCUGUGCCAGGGUAAGACUGCAGUGGUCCUGGAAUGUGAUCCUUCUUCCCUUCCAUCCGUGGAGCAGCAUAGCCAUUGUACAAGAUGGGUUGUUUCUGUCUGGUUGUUUUGCGUUUUUUGAGACUGGUCUCAAGUUCGCUAAGUAGUCGAGGAUGAUGGCCUUGACUUUCUGAAGUCAAAGGGUGCUUGUUUUAUUUUUAAUCUUGUUUUCAUUUUGAGGAUCUCACUAAAUUACCCAGCUUGGCCCCGAACUCAUUUGGUAGCCCGGGUGGGCUCCCUUUUAAGCAGCUUGGAUUCUACAGACCUGCACCGCAUGACGUAGGGUGGGCUUUUUGCGAGGGGCGUUUUCUUUGGUCCUGACCCUCUUCUCGCGCGAAAGAAGGGGAGGAAAACCGAUGGGACGGAGAAGGUCGAGUCAACCUGCAGCUUCUCUUCGGGUGUACAGUUAAUUUCCACCAAGCCAAAGCCUUGCGGAUGCCAACUGUUCCAAAGAUGCAGGAGUUCAGGGUGAAGUUACAUUUCAGUCCUUGAGCCUAGUCCCUUGGUCAGAGCGGGGACCAGCAUCAAAUAGAGGGACCAUCCCUCAGGAGUCCUCACCGAUUGUGGCCAGGGCCUGUGCCCUGCCCACGGUAAGUGGACUCUCGUGCCGUGGGGUGCGGUCCAGCGAGGGUUAAGGGGGCGGGGACGCGGGGCAGCCCCGCCUCUGCCGCCGGGUCCGAGAGCGCACUGGGCGUGGGCGUGGGGCGGGUUGGAGCCCGUGGCGGCUGAGGUCCCUGCGCGGAGCGGGCGCGGGAGCGGCUGGGGCGGCGCGGCCCGCGUGACCCUCCGCCGCUCCCCGUGCGCUCGCGAGCCCGCGCCCUGCAGCGCCGGCCCAGCCGCAGGAUGCGCGCUCCGCCGCUGCUGUUGCUGCUGGCCGCCUGCGCGCCGCCCUCCGGCGCCGCUGUGGUCCCGACGCCGCCGGGCUGGGAGCCGGCUUCCGACGCGCCCUGGUGCCCUUACAAGGUGCUGUCCGAGGGCCCCGAGGCGGGCGGUGGGCGCCUAUGCUUUCGCAGCCCCGCUCGGGGCUUCCGCUGCCAGGCGCCGGGCUGCGUGACGCUGGUCUCGGCGGGUGGUUCUCUGCGCGCCCACGUCCUGCGCAACCGCAGCGUGUUGCUGCAGUGGCGACUGGCUCCGACCGAGGCGCGCCGCGUGCGAGUCUUCGCGCUGAACUGCUCGUGGCGUGGCACCUACACACGCUUCCCGUGCGAUCGCGUGCUGUUGGGCGCCUCCUGCCGCGACUACCUGCUGCCCGACGUGCACGACAGCGUGCGCUACCGCUUGUGCCUGCAGCCGCUGCCGCUGCGCGCCGAGCUCGCCGCCACCCAGCCAGAGCUCGCCGAGUGCGUGGAGUUCACCGCCGAACCGGCAGCUAUGCAGGAGAUCGUGGUGGCCAUGACGGCGGUGGGCGGCUCCAUCUGUGUCAUGCUGGUGGUCAUCUGCCUGCUGGUGGCCUACAUCACUGAGAACCUCAUGCACCCGACCUUCCGGCGACCCAGUCUGCGCAGGCAGUCCUGAAGCGCGAGGCGACCCGCCCAUCUGGGUUCCACCUGCCUAAAUGUGCUGAGACCCUAGGCCCUUUCCCUGCUUCCCUCUCAUUCUUUCUCCCUCUUUACGAUGCCCCUGGAGGGCCUAAUGGAGACUAGCCCAUGCAGGGACCUUGUCAUCAUCCACGACCUUGCCAGCCCCAGCUGGAUGUCCGCUUUCCAGACUCAGGCCUCAGACUGGCCAUGGGGCCCAGACUAGCGUGUCAGCCGCGUCCAGGGGUUUUCCCCAUCUCUAGAGUCCUUUUCGGGCCGGCCGGAAUAUACAGUCCCUCUGUCAAGAGCCACUCACUGGCACCCAGGAUCAUCAACCUGAACUUUCUUCCCGUGCCAGGUUGUCAGAGCUUGGUCGUGAUCGUUGCUUGGUCCCUUUGUGCUUCGCAGAGGGGGAGGAGUGACCUCUGGAUCCUGUACCCACCCCACCUUACCCAGUGGGCUUAGCCAAGAGCCAUGAUGUAGCUCAGCAGACUGGGCCCAACGUCCAGCUGCUGCAUCCAGGGGUGAGUGCCCUCCACCUUAGGAGGCUGGGGAUUCACCCUUUUCCUUUCGCUUGUACUGCCUUGAUUAGGAAUUCCCGGUGUUUUGUGUGUGUGUGUGUGUGUGUGUGUGUGUGUGUGUGUGUGUGUUGGGGGGGACUAUUUGGGAGGACAGCUGAAGGGAUUAUGAGGGCUUUAAGGAAAGCUGCCAGCCUUGUCCAGCCAGACCCUUAACUGUGGUCUGGAUCCCAAGCCUCAACCAACUUGAGACCUCAGUGGCCACACAGCCACAGAGCCACCCCUGUCCUUCUUCUACUAGAGAGUGGAGAGCCUGCGAUCUGACCCCAGUGACGUUGCCCCUCCAUCUGAAUGGGCAGAGGUUGGCCAUGCCUACCUCCUGGCUGACACAAAGGCACCUGGCUGAGGUCACCCAGCCAUCUGAUGAUACUGGGCACUGGAAAGGGUAAGGCUCUGAGCACUGGACUUGACCCUGGCUCUUUUCCCUCCACUUUCACCUCAGCGACCACGAUGACCUGAGCCCUGGCUGGCAGCACUGUACCCUACCUCUCUGUCUUUGCUCUGCCUGCUCCCCAAAAGGCACUGGUCAGUUGCCAACAUCUAAAUGUCCAUCACUCUCAGACCAAAAACACUGUCUUGUGUGUUUAUUUGGGAUGUUGGAGGGAAGGUGAUGGGUGAGGGAAGGGCCUCUAGAGCAUCAGUCCAGUGGCUGGCCCUGAACCUUUCCUGGUGGGGAUGGGAUGGGGGUCAGCCCUAGGCAGUGUUCACUGAAAUGAUGACUUAACAGUUCUGGCAGAAGGACAGGUAGGGUGUCCAUAGCUUGUUUGUCCAUCCCCAGACCUUGGGAAAGCAUUUCUUCCUAGGCCAGCCGUACUGUGCAUGGGGGUGGGGGAUGGGACUGUUCAAAACAGCCUCAACAUACAGUGAUGAGCCAUUUGAACUGUGAGAAGCAGCAAUUAGGCAGCUCUAGAAGGGGGUACCCUCUCCAGCAUGGGGCUACUGCGUGAGCCACUCAUUCUCCCCACCUGGAAUGUCCUUGGGACUCUUGUGCUCCUGUCACCCCGAAGAAAGCAAAAGCACAGGCAGGGAUGAGCCAGCUCGGACGAGUGACUCAUCUCGAGGGGGUGGGAGAGGGGUUAGGGGUGUACAGAUGUGCCUGCACUCAUCUGAGGGGUGGAGGACAUAGCAGGCUGUCUAGACAGCCAGGACAGAAAUGGGAGGAGUUUGCAGUACAGCUGCUGUUCUUUGGGGACCUAGGCUGUUUUUAUGAGGUGUAUUCUGGUGUCUUCAGCCAGCAUGGACAGAAGUUGGUGUUCUGGAAGUGGUGUAUCUGAAGUACCGUAGCGUCCAGCUUCUAGCUCCCUGGGCACAGUCUGCUGCUAAUGUUCUAUGUGACCUCCUUAGGCUCUUGACAGGGUUCAACUGUAGCUCAGUGUUUAGAAUGCUUUCCUAACAUUGAAAAGGUUCUGGGUUCAAUCUCCAGCACUGUAUAAAUUGGGAACCACGGCAGACAUAUGUAACCCCAACACUCAGGACGUGGAGAGUGGAGGAUAAGCAGCUCAAAGUCAGAUGGACGUGAGGGUGCAUGUCCUUGAUUCCAGAAAUUGGCCAGAGGUGUGCAGAUCUCUGCAUUCCUGACCAAUCUGGUCUACAAAGUGAGUUCCAGGACAACCAGGAAUGUCACACAGAGAAACCCAGUCUUGAAGAACCAGAAAAAAAGUCAUUCCCAGCUAUAUGUUGUGUUAAAGGCCAGGGAGAAAUAAAAACAACACUGUAGAUCUUAGCGUGUAAAUGUGGCUAGUGGGACUGAGGAAAAUUUUGCUUUGGAGAUAGGGUUUCAGUGUGUAGUCCUGACUGCCGGGAAGCUUGCUCUGUAGACCAGGCUGGCCUUGAACUCCCAAGCUGGAUCCCCGGCUGCUGAGAUUAAAGUGUGAGACUCCACCUCCUGAGUAUUGCAGGUGUGUACCCGCUGCUCCUGCCCGCCUUCACAGUCCUCUUCCUCUUCCCUCUUUCUCUCCCUCCUUGCCCCUCCUGUUUUAUUUUUUGAGACAGCCUCGUGUAGCCCCGGAUAGUUUCCAACUCAUUAGUCAAGAAUGAGCUUGAGGGGGCUGGAGAGAUGGCUCAGAGGUUAAGAGCACUGAAGGCUCUUCCAGAGGUCCUGAGUUCAAUUCCCAGCAACCACAUGGUGGCUCACAACCAUCUGUAAUUCGAUCGGGUUCCCUCUUCUGGCAUGCAAACGGAACACUGUAUAAAUAAUAAAAGAAAAAAGAAACUAUUAAAAAAUGAGCUUGAACUUUGACCCUCCUUCCUUGGCCUCUCAGGUGCUGAGGUAAUUGAUGCCCCACCGGACAUGACCUUAUACAGUGCUGGGUAUCAGAUCUAACGUUUUGUGUCUAGGUAAGCAUUCUACCAACUGAGUUUCAUUCCCCAUCCCAGUUUUGAAGUUUCUAGUUAUACCUUCAGCUUCUCUGAACUUCUAUUCUACAGGGAAUAGUUUACCAUUAAUCCCAUCCAGUGCCAGGUGGUGGCGGCACACGCUUUUAAUCCCAGCACUUGAGAGGCAGAGGCCGGGAAUCUCUGAGUUCGAGGCCAGCCUGGUCUACAAAGCGAGUUCCAGGACAGCCAAUGCUGUUGUGCAAAGAGACCGUCUCAAAACAACAACAAAAUCACGCCCAACACCUUUUUUCUAUUUGAUACACAAUGUGUAUCAUAAAAGAACAAAUUAAUUUAAAAACUACAAAAUUUAAGAUAGGUGUGGUGGUUCAAACACAUAGUCCCAGAAGAUGGAAAUGUGGAGUCAGGAAAAUUAGAAGUUCCAGGGCAGCCUUGGCAAUUUGAGACUAUCUCUAAAGCCAAAACACAGGUUGGUGAGAAGGCACUAGGCAAAGCACCUGUCAAGCCCGAGGAUCUGAUUUGAUUCCGAGGAUUCACACAGGGAAGGAAAUGCAUCAGUUUCUAAGAUUGUUGCCAGCCCCUGUGUGUGCAUGGUCCAUGUGCACACACACAAAAUAAAGGAAUGUAAAAAAAAAUUUAAACAUGGUGGAAUAGUCACAUGACUUCAUCACUUUGUAGGCUGAGGCAAGAGGAUUGCUUUAACCAGCCAGGUUACAGAGUACGCUCCUGUCUAUGCUAGGGAUUAAAUUUAGGUACUAUAUGUUGGUCAAGUGCUCCUUCCACUGAAGCUGCGCCCUCACCCCCUCAGCAGUUUUCCUUCCUAUGUUUCUUCUUCCUUUCUUCUUUUAUUUAUUCAUUUAUUUAUUUAUUGUUGAGACAAACUCUCACUGUGAAGUCAUGGCUGUGCUGGAACUUGCUAGAUAGACCAGUCUGGCCUAGAACUGACAGAGAUUCCCCUGCCUCUGCCUCCAGAAUGCUGGGACAGAAGACGUGUGCCACAAUGCCUGGCCCUUUGACAUUUUCUUAACCCAAAUGUGAAGAAUUUGCACGCGUGUACACAUGCACACACACACACACACACACACACGCAGGCUGGGCAUGGUGGCACAUGCCUGUAAUUCCAGCACUCAGGUGGGGGAGAGUGAGACAGGAGGAUUACAAAUUUGAAGCUAGCUUGGACUGUACAGUGAGACCCUGCCAUAAAAGCUCAAAAGAAAAAAAAAGGAAAGAAAACCCCUUCUCUAUUCUAUCUGCAGGUACUAACUCAAGCAAAAUAAAAGUAUUUGUACGAAUUGUUCACACACAUAUAAGGUAUCUGUAAUAGCCCGAGACUAGAGACGAGACAGCCCAAAUACCCGUCUGCAGAUGACUGAACAAAAUACGCUAUGUUUAAACAAUGACAAGCAACAUGGCAAUAAGGAAACUUGGCAUGGUGGUGUGUGCCUCUAAUCCCAACACUUGGGAAGCAGAGCAAGUUCAAAGACUGCCAAGGUUACACAGAAAAACCCUGUCUCCAAAAUAAAUAAAUCAAAAUAAAAGAUAGGCACUGGUGAUGUGAGGGAGAGGGUCAGGAACUCAAGGUAAUUAUCACAUAUAUGUUGACUUUCUUUUUGUUUGUUUGUUUUUUGAGACAGGGUUUCUCCGUGUAACAGCCCUGGCUGUCCUGGAACUAGCUCUUAUAGACCAGGCUGACCUCGAACUCACAGAGAUCUGCCUGUCUCUGCCUCCCUAGUACUGGGAUUAAAGGCGUGGGCUGCCACCACCACCCUGCUUAUAUAUAUGGACUUUGAUGCUAGCCUGGACUACAUGAUACUUUGUAACUCUAAAAUGCACAGAUUAUAGUAAGAGAAAACACUGUUACUGCUGUCUGGGUAGUAGUGAGUUGUCUGGGGAGAUGACUGAGUGUUGGAAGAUGAGAAGGUAGAAAAGGUUACAAAGUGGUAUGAAGAAAAACAUGUUUUGUUGAUUUCAUAGGUAUAGUUAUAUAUCUAGAAAGAUAACCCACGUUUUUUCACUUAAAUGCUAUAUUCGUGAUUUACUAGGUUAGUUUUCUUAUUCUGGUUAUAAAACAUUGUUCUAGCCAGACAUAGUAGCAUUUUAAUCCCAGCACUUGGGAGUUUGAGGCCAACCUGGUGUGCAGAGUGAGUUCCACACCAGCCAGGGCUACAUAGAAAGACCCUGUCUUAAAAAAAAAAAAAAAAAAAAAAAAAACUGCCCUCGGUUUGGAGAAUUGGCUCAACAUUUAAGAGAAAUAGUUGCUAUUCCAGAAGAUCUGGGUUGGAUUUCUAGCACCCAUGUGGUGGCUCACAACCAUCUGUAAGGAUAGUCUCAGGGAUUCUGAUGUUCUUUUCAGGCCUCCGGGGGCUCCAGUCAUACACAGAGAGAGAGAGAGAGAGAGAGUUUUUCAGGUUAGGUUUCCCAUAUCAUACUUUUUUUAAAAAUAUUUUUAUUUAACUUUAUUUUAUGUGCAUUGGUGUGAAGGUGUCAGAUCCCCCGCAACUGGAUCUUCAGACAGUUGUGAGCUGCCAUGUGGGUGCUGGGAAUUGAACCCGGGUCCUCUGGAAGAACAGUCAGUGCUCUUAACCACAGAGCCAUCUCUCCAGCCCCCCACAUCAUACUUUGAGACAGUGACAAAGUCCAACUCUGCAGUCUUGGUGGGUUGAAUACCCAGUGUGCCCCGAGCUGUGAUGUCACUCAGCCCUCGCCUUCAGUACGAUCUGGGAGCACCCAGGUGAAGACCUAUGAAGAGACAGUAGCUUUUGUUUUGCUUUGCUUUGAGAUAGAGAUCAGGUAGCCUAGACUGGCCUCAAAUUCUCUGUAGCUGAGAUUAACCCUGAACUGAUUCUCCUGUGCCCACGACCGAGAUUAUAGGCAUGUACCAUCCUACCCAGUUUGGGACAGGUCUAUGCAUAGUAAAAGAUGGGAUGAAGAUGGAUGGUAGAACUCUUGUUCAGCAUGUGUAAGGCCCUAGAUUUCAUGUAUGUGUGAAUGUAUGUGUGUAUGUAUGUAUGUAUGUAUGUACAUAAGCAUUUAUACAUGAACUCCUUGAGGGCUCAGAUUCUUUUUUUUUUAAAUAUUUAUUUAUUUAUUAUGAGUACAAUAUUCUGUCUGUGUAUAUGCCUGCGGCCAGAAGAGGGCACCAGACCCCAUUACAGAUGGUUGUGAGCCACCAUGUGGUUGCUGGGAAUUGAACUCAGGACCUUUGGUAGAGCAGGCAAUGCUCUUAACCACUGAGCCAUCUCUCCAGCCCGAGGGCUCAGAUUCUAUAAGCAGAGCAUAUAGCUCCAAAAAGAACAAUCAGAAACACAUGGGCAGGUUGAAUGUGGUGUUGGGGGCAAAGGACAGUGGGGUGAGGAAGCAGGAAGGGAAGGCUUUCUGAAAGAAGGGCAUCAGUUCUACUCAAUCAGUGACUAAGGUGACUGAGCUAUAGCUGGGCGAGCAGGGCAGGUGUCUAAGAGACAACAGAUGGGAGCAGCUUGGCAUGGGAUGAGCAGGUAUGUAGCUGCUCAGCCAAGUUCCAAGACAGCAGAGAGGGGAGAGGUUGGUGUCAAGACAGUAAUGCCUUGGCUGUGCUGGGAUUAAAGGCGUACACUACCACCACCUGGCUCAAUCCUUAUUCUCAAAUGACUGCCCCGUUUCACUUUGACAUUCUCAGUUUGGUAAAGAUUCCUUGGACAUUGAUAACUAUUCCUUGGUCCCACGUACAGGUGGUUUUUUUUUUUUUUUAUUUCGUUUUGCUUUCGUUGUUUAGACAGAGUCUCUCUACCAGCCAGGUGGUGUGGCACCUGCCUUUAAUUCCAGCACUUGGGAGGCAGAGACAAGCAGAUCUCUGUGAAUUUCAGGUCAGCCUGAUCUACAUAGGGAGUUCCAGGGCAGAGCUAUACAGUGAGACUGUCUCAAAAUACCAGAAACAAAACAAAACAACAACAACAAAAAAAAAACAACCAACCAAAAGCCUAAAACAAAACAAACAAUCAAAAAGGUACGCCAUUCCUAGCAACAGGAUUUUAAAACAGUAGAUACUGCAAAAGUGGGGAACGUGUCUUCAUUCAUGCCUCAAACCCCCAAGUCUGACAAAACAAAUGAAUGCUUCUUCCUUUCUUUCCUGGGGUUUUUUAGGGUUUCUGUGUAGCCCUGGCUGUUCUGAGUUAAAGUACUGGGAUUAAAGGCACGCACUGUCACCUGGCUCACGUGAUUCUUUAUACAGUCCCCUUGACCGCAUCAGAGAGGCCCUUAAGGAUUUUUGGCACCUGGUUUUAACAGAAUCCCAGACUUUAGCACUGACUGUUGGCAUGCUAGACGCCAUUCUGCCCUUAAACCUCGCACAUGGGCCCCAACACCUACCAAAAUAGAAACAAAGAAGUGUUCCAUAGUUCCAGAAAAGUCUCCAAGAAAAAGUCCCUAAAUGUACUAAUCUUGCUUUUUGGCUUCUGUAGUUCUGCUUCUUGCUAACUGAAAUGUGCCAACAAAGAUAUGUGUUUUGUACACAAAAGACAGAGCUGUAAGGCUCAAGGCUACACGAUUUGGGAAAGUUCUCUGUGCAGCCCUUG